Messenger RNA from Papaver somniferum (opium poppy), 887 nucleotides. RefSeq lists its product as uncharacterized. The record is from RefSeq and is a predicted model, not a curated record. Gene Ontology annotation, molecular function: protein dimerization activity. Bases 40 to 831 code for a protein of 263 amino acids. The transcript has 2 exons. NCBI's taxonomy places the organism in Eukaryota, Viridiplantae, Streptophyta, Magnoliopsida, Ranunculales, Papaveraceae.
UGUAAUGUUAGAGGGCAAGGGUACGAUAAUGGAGCUAAUAUGACCGGAAAGAAUAAAGGGGUGCAAAAGAGACUACUAAAGGUAAAUCCUCGAGCUUUUUAUAUGCCAUGUGCUUGUCAUAGUCUUAACCUUGCACUUUGUGAUAUGGCCAGUUCAUGUCCUAGAGCAGUCUCCUUUUUCCAAGUGGUGCAACAUAUAUAUAACUUCUUCUCAGGAUCUACAAAACGUUGGACGGUGUUUAAGAAACAUGUAAAAGGUCUUACGGUUAAACCAUUAUCAGAUACUCGGUGGGAGAGUCAUAUAGAAGCUAUCAAAGCAAUCCGAUUUCAAGCUCCCGAAAUACGAGAUGCCUUAAUAGAGCUGCAAGAAAAAUUAAGGUCUCUUGAUGAUAGUACCUUACGGAAUUCUUGUGUGAAACUUGAAAAGUACCUAAGCUAUGAAAUGGAAUUCGAUAUCAAUGGGGAUGAGUUAUAUACGGAGUUGAAGGUUUUGCGAAGUUUUUUGCCUAACGAAACAAAAAAGGCUAUUGACGUGUUGAGUUUCUUAACAAAUAUGGGUGGCUUCUAUUCAAAUGCGUCUAUUUCAUAUAGAAUUUUAUUGACAAUCCCUGUUACAGUUGCAUCUGCAGAAAGAAGUUUUUCGAAGUUAAAGUUGAUCAAAUCCUACCUUCGAUCAACGAUGUCUCAAGAAAGAUUAAACGGACUAGCGAUGUUAUCCAUUGAAGCAGAUAUGCUAAGUAGUAUUGACUAUGAUAGUAUUAUAAAUGAGUUCGCAUCCGUAAAUGCGAAAAGGUCGAUCUUUACGUCCAUUACUAGUAUUGUAUCUUCUUGAACAAAAUGAUAAAUGUUUGGUAAUAUUAUACUCAUAUCAUCAUGUGUUAUCAGGUA